UAUCCGUCAGAAUGUUGGUUAGAAUAAUAAUUUCUUCAAAUAGGGGCCCACACAUAAAGCUUAAUUGUUACUAAUGGAUUUUAAAUCUUAUAAUUAAUGCACCAUUUAAUGAUAUUAACUGAUAUUAAUAGGUAAGUUUGCUUCUAUAAAUUUCAAUUAUUUAAACCUUUCUAAAGUCGAAAAUAUUAGUCGUAACAAAUAAUAUUGACGUAAAAUAUCUGUCGUUCAUGAAACCUUUAAGUUGAAGAGGUAUCUUGUAAAUUUUAAUGUCAACAUAUUUCAUACUUUUCAAUUGGAAUUUCUAAAUACGUUGGUUAUGUGUGCAAAACGAUGAGGUUUAUUUAUUUAGGCACGGGGAUCACGUUUGAAAAACAGAGAUUUUAGUUUAAUUUGGUGAAAAUACGAAUGCCAAGCACGUUAAGCAUAUAAUCUAGAUCAUUCUACAUCGUGUUUUGGUUAACAAUACAUAAUGUCCAGAUAUGUAUCAAUGUUAUUCUUUUAUGAUGUUAUUAAAGUAUAAAAAAUGGCAAAUAUAUUAAGGGAGUAAUUUUAACAUAAAUUACGAUAAAAAGGAAAUGGAUCUGUCAUGAAAAAAAAAAGAAUAACAAAUAUUUAAACUUCAAUUUAUUAUUUAUUUAUUUUAUUAUUUAGAGCAUUGUGCAUUUUAACCACACACACACACACACAUAGAGAGAUUCACACAGACACACACAGACAUAAACACACACACAUACACACACUCAAAUCAAUCCGAAAAAAAAAAAAAAAAAAAACAACCGCAUAGCUACGUAAAUAAUAAUUUUAAUAUUUGAAUGUAUAGUAAAUGAAGGACUUCCUUCAAGCUGUGUGAAGGAAAUAAUAUAAAAAAGUUAUGUGGAAAUUUACGUCAAAUGAUAAGACAAUAAGGUAAGAGGGAUUUGGCUAAGAGCCUUACUCAGCAGACAGGACACAUGAAAAUUCGACGAGACAUCAAUUUUAAAAUCAAUUUUAAAAAAUAAUGAUUGAAGCCUUAGUACACCUGUCUUACUUAUAUUUUAAAAGUGUUUAUUCAUUUGUAUUUGUAUAUUUUGAUAUCCGAGUUUAAUUGUUGUUAUAUUAUCAUUAAACAAGAAAUCAUUUACUAGUAGUGCAACUCAGUGUAUAAUGGAAUAACAACAAAGGAGGAUUGAGGGCUGGUCUCUGUCACGGUUGAUUGGUAACACCGCAACUGAAGGACAUUCUCAUGAUGAACUAUAUCUAGGUUAACACUGUACACAUAGCACAGAUCAAUUUUUAACACGGCACACACGUCGAAAACAAUAUGUGCGCCGCGGUAGAGCACUGUCAGAAGGUUGCUCAGUACAACACAUUGCCGCUCAAUAUAGUGACUUUCAAUCGAUUUUUUGUGUCACAAUAGGAGAUAAGAAAUGAGGUCGAAGCACAGGGUAAUAGAAAACCUGAAAAAAGACAAGAAACAUGAUAAGCGUGUCGGCAAGAAGCCUUUAACAUUAAAGAAGAAAAAAAGCUUUCAAUUUCCAUGUGCUUAAUAUUUUCAAAUGUAUUGUUACAUUGUGACACGUAUUAGUGGAAGGUGCAGAAUAAAAGAAAAUUACGUUUUAUUAGGUUUACAUUUAGAUAGGUGUAGAGGUAUAAACAUUUUCUUCAACCACUUCUGAAAGCACUACUAAUUUACAAUUAACAAAUAUAAAUUACUUUCCUAUAUUAUUUCUUUAAAUUAAAGAAACACUUGUUAAUGCUGGAAGCUUUAUAUUUGAUAUCAGUAAAACUGCAAUUGGACACGUGUAGAAAAAUUUAAAGUAGCCCUCCGAUGGUAUCGAUCCUUACCUGGAAAGAAGACAAAAACGGUUUCACGAAUUUUAUCUGCACAUUUCAAGUUUCCAUUUCUAGAUUGAGCUGUUUACUUUAGCACUCUAAGUUCAUAUAAUAUCAAAUACCUUUAAUAAUUCAAAUAGUUCCAUUAACAUGAUAUCAAUAAACAGUUAUUUCAUAGAUCGUCUACACUUAAUGGCAUGACAUUAAUUUCACAUUGCUUACAUUCUCUAAAAUACUUAUUUUGCAGAAAAUAAACUGUCUGAAAUAAACCCGCACUUUAUUUAGUAAAAAAAAAAUUCGUUUGUUAUUUAAUUAAAAAAUUGUAGCUGCAAAGCAUUACCUUGAUUUAAAAGCAAAUAUAAUAAUUAACAUAAAGGAUUACCCAUAAAAAAAUUUUUUUCUAAAUCAGAAAAGACCUUGCUAUACCUAAUACAAAUAUAAUCUAAUAUAUAUUGUACAUUUUAAAUACAUAAUUAUUUACACGAUUUAGAAACCACAAUUACCAUAUUUGAAAGUUAAUGAUAUGCUCUACGCAACAAGUAACUCCACGUAGGUUAUUUUUAAUACGUAAAAUUAAUUUUUAUAAUUGACAAAAUUGCUAAACCACCAUCUUCUCCUAAAAUAAAAAUAAAAUUAUUUCCUACUACACGUAGGAAAAAAGAAAUAAUGCAAAAUUCUCACAAUUUUAUUUUGUUUUCCAUUGUAGAGUAAAAACACAUUUUCGAGAAGGCGACUGGAAAGAAAUCAUUCAUAGGAUUCAACCAGAACUAAAAAUGUCAACUAUUAAAACUGUCAAAUUAUUCGAAAAGAAAAAGUAACCACGUGCUUGGCACGUAUCAAUAUACACAUGUCUUAGAAAUUAAACACUUAAAAAAUCAAAUCGAUGCUCUGUGCCAUUAUUAUCCCCCUUUUGAAAUAAUCAACUUUGAUUAACUGGCCCAAUGCAUGUUUUUAUUAGGGUUGACUACAAUGGUGUUACGUGUUUCAUUUUUCACAUUGUUACUGCAGUCGAUGAGAGUUGCGAUCGUUUCCUCUUUUGUGAAUAAAACAAACGCGUAACAUUAUGAACUAAUGUCAUGUAUAUACACAAACAUUUAUUAAGACCUUUUUGCUGUGACAAAACUUGAUGUACACAAUAAAAGGAAAAAAAAAAACAUUUAUAGUUUCUAACGUGUACUAUAGCUCGUCCCAUAUUGAAAAUAUAGUUAAUAUUUUUGGGGGAAUCGAUAUAAAUUUGAGGGCAUUAUUAUUAUCAUUAUCAUAUAAAUUAUCAUAUUUUUUCCAUUCGUAUACAUGUUCGGUGUUUCAAAUUAUUUCAGUAAAUCUUUGCUAUAUUACGCAUUGAUGUCAUUUUGAAGUCUCUUUAUCCUAGAAAACUUAGUAUCAUUUUGAAGUACAACAAAAAGUUUAUUAGAUCGGCCUCUAAACUUAGUCAAUGUAAAUCGUAACUAUCAAAAAUAUGUUUUACUUCGUAUUUAAAAUUUAUCAAUCAGUUCUUGAAGACGUGUAAAAACUUAGUGAACUCCUCAGUGUAUCACUAUCAUGAAGAGGUUAGUAGUGUUAGUUCAGAUUCGUUUUUGUUUUUAUAUCUUGACUCUAUUGAAAGCAAAAGAAACACAUUUUUGACUAAGAUGUUGCUUGAUAGCGGAAGCAAAAGAAUAGAAAUCUAGAUUUCUUUAUUUAUAUAAACAAAAUUCUUGGACGGGGGAAAGAAAGUUCUAUCUACCAUAUAACCGAAGUUCUACUUAAACGUCCCCGAUACUACAUUGUGAAACAUUUCAAAACAAUUUAAUUCAGAUCAGACAUCGCUCUUCAAGACAUUAGGAGAAGUAAAUGCCUCAAAAUGAUUCUAGCAGAUGACUCCAUGAUGACAAUAGCAGUAUUUCCUCUAGAAUGCGCGCUGAUGAGGUCAACGUCCAUUUUAAUCGUCCAAUCCUUGUCAGAAAACUUCAGGGUUAAUAUCAAAGGCAAUCUUAAUGAAGUCCAAUUCUCAAACUUCCGUCUCUAAAUAUUAAAUGGGAAGUUACAUAGGGACCAUGUUAGGGGUAAUCUCUGUCAAAUCUUAAGGAUUCAGUUACCUGUCUACAUUUUUGGGGCGCACGUACAUACAAAGAAUUUUGCUAAAUAAUCUGAUCAUUGUUUUGACUACAACUCAUGAAUAUCAAUAAAUAUAUUCACAUUAAAGGCAAUUAUUAUCGUUUAUUUAUGAGCUUAUAAUUUUGACUCAUUUGCUGCAGUUUAGAUUUCCCAAAAACGAAGGUCCUUAUUUUUAAGAUACUUUCACUUGUCAUAUAGUUUAAUCAUACUUUUCAUUCUAUCAAAGAUCGUAGCAAACCAAGUCUUUAUUUUUUUAAAAAUAUUUCCACUUGUCACAUAGUUGAAUCAUACAUUUUAUUCUAUCAAAGACCAUUGCAAACAAAGUGGAUUCAUCUGUUUGAAAGUAAUUUGUCUUUUUCUUUGCAGGAUGUCUUUUCUUGAUUACUUAUGAACAAUCAUUAAAGUUUGUAAUUAUUAAAAAAAAAAAAAGUCAUAUUAAAAUAAAACAGCUUAAAAUUCAAGAUACGUGUAUGUCUACCCUAAUAGGCCUAAUCGAAAACUAUACAUUAUUUAGCUUUGUUCGAAUCAUUUGUUAACAGCCUGUUAAAAGAUACUUUUUAGUCUUUAUUUCAUGUAAAAAAAAUUAUUUUAUUCAACCUAUAAAAAAUAUAUAUAUAUUUAUAAAUAGAAAAAAUUCAUAGCUGUAAAAGUGUGUAAAAAUACGUCCUCACAGGCUCAAUAUAUACAUGCCAUUAUUUAAAAAAAAAUAAGUACGAAAUUAAUAAAAUGUUUUUGUACGAUUAAAAAAACAACAUUAUUGUAAAAGUAUUUAAAUAGUCCUUAAAAAAUAGCUUCAUGGACUAAGCAAUGCUAAGAUCAAUAAAAUGAAGUGAUUUAAGCAAAGCGGUACAUUAAGAAAGCCAAUAUUAACUUUAGCAGCGCAGCUAGAAAAACAGUAUUUAUUAACCAAUUAAUUUCCUUUAUCUUGUUUGUUUCCAGACACUUUGACAAAUACAGAAUCUACAUGCCGCCUAAAAAUGAAGAUAUGCAUCCUUUUAGUAAUACUGAACAGUAAGUUGUUGAUUAAAAACAAAAUAACUAAAUACGUGUUUCUCAAAAUAACGAGUUCAGAUUUAAUUCCAAAGUUCAACCAAAACGCAAUAUUGUAGAAUACGCUAAGAUUUUGUAUAUUUGAAACAUUUAAAAUAAAUAAAUAAAAGAACAAUUUAUGUUUAGACCCCCCCCCCCCCCUUUUUUUUCCCUUUUUUUUUUUUUUUUUUUUCAAUUUUUUUUUAGCCCCCCCCCCCCCCUUUUUUUUUCCAAAAAAAGAAGGAAAAAAAUAAGAUGAUUAAUCUGACGUUUUGUCGAGAUGCUUUCCUUGGCAAAAAAUGGAAAACAAAAAACGCAUAUUUUUACAUUAAAUAAUAAAAGUUAUGUUUCCAAAGAUCUCAAUAAAGUCAAUGCAGUUCAGAAUAGAAAGUGACUUAAGUUAUAGUUAAAUACGUAAGCUGAGUUGCCAAAGAAGCAAAACGUGCUUCCCAUAUUUGUGUGGGGUACUUCAUAUGACGUUAAAAGAAAAAGAAUUAUCGUCAAUGUAAAAUAAAAAAAAAAAAGAGAAUAUAAAUGAAGGCAUAUUAAGGAUCACUAAUAAAUAAGCAUGUGAUUAAUUUCAUAUGGUGAUAUUGCGGCAAAAAGCUUAACACAUAUGUUUUAAUUCUUCACUCUCAAUGUUGUAAUGAUGCAAAAAUGAAGCCAGGAUUCACACUUCUGAAAUGCCCCUGUGUAUUUACCUCUUUUGAAAUGGGAUGAGACCGGGGGAGGCUGGUUGUGUUCUAUAUUGAAAAGCUGUUAACUGAAUCUAUGAGAUAGUAGUAUUCCCUUCUCAAAUAUAUAACAGCCACGGUAUCUUCGGCAAACAACAACAUAGAUCCCAUUUAGCCUAACACACAUGAAGCCCUCGUGGAUGGUAAAGAAUUAUUUAGCGAGCCAGUGUGUUUCGUUUCCAGACUGCAGAGCAAACUCUGAAAAAAAGUUCUUGAACAUGGUUUAGUCCCAACGAGAGAGGUUAGCUCAAAGGCAACUGUGAACCAUAUAUUUUUAUUCCUUCCGGGAACAAUAAGUGGAGUGUUAUGAGCAUACAAUCUUUAGGGUCAGGGUCAGACAAAUAUUUUACACUAAAGAAAAACACAUUACAUUUUGUUGGUCUUUUUUUAAAAUAAAAAUCGUGAGACGUGAUAGAGUUGUUUUUUUUUUAGAAGUUUUUAGAAAAUGUUCUAUGUAAUGAGGAAAAUAGUAAGUAUUUUCGCCCUUACGUAAUUGGUUGAAGAUGGCAAGAGUUUGAACAAACAAAGGGGAUAAUAAUUCCGAAAAGAUAUUUAUAAGACAUCACCAAAUAACACUGCUAUGCUGUAUUAUUAAGACAUUUUCCAUUCUGGAAGUGUAAUGUCUAAACUUAAGAAUAAGUCUGAUAAGCCAGUAAAUAUUUCGAUGAUGGAGAAUCCCACACGCGUUCAAGAGCACAUUGUUCAUUCCGCCCUACGAUGAAUUCUACGACAAUCUUUGAAAGUGUACAUCAGUGGUAUACCUUAAAAAAUAAGUGAAUUUCUACCGGAUUAAUAUUGAACAACGCUUGUCACAGCUAGAUAUACGAGUCAGGAUGAUGUAUUUUAUAUAAUUUUUUGCAAAAAAAAUUAAGGAUCCAUACCUUUUAAGGAAUAUUUGGUUUUUGAACGAAAGUUACAUGUAAUUUGAUGGCUCAAUUAAUCGCUAGCCAACUCACUUCCUUGGAUUUUAACGUCCAGAAAACCCCUAACAGUAUACGUGACGAAAUGAUGUGUCCUUUCAAAAAAUGGUAUAGUAAGCCGCUAUUGUUUUAAAGAUGGGAAGAUCAAUGUUCUUACAGUCAAUCAAGAAUGCUACUGGGGCAUGAUGAUCGAGCUAUUUCUUCAGGAAUUUGAGAAGUUUAUGUCGUGCAAGAAAACCUUGACAUGGAUAGAGAGAUUAAUCAACUGGACGGGGUGACCAGCGUUACAGCUUGAGAAUCUAUUGCCAUACUGCAGAAAAUCUUUCCUCGACGCAUCAUAUCACGUUGUACCAAUUUACCAUACCCGUGUCCCUAACCCUGAUCUUAAGCCUUCUGAUGUCUACUAGAGUGGAAUGUUAAAGGAAUGUGUGUUCAACUGUCAAGAUGCUUCAUAAACACUGCCAGCUUUGCCCAAGAAAAGUGUCUACUUUUGCAGGAGUCUGCAGCAGCUCUUAUUCGGUAUAUGUUUUAAAAUCUACUGUUUACAGCGAGGAUAUGUGCACGGUGAACAUUUACGUUUCGCAUUCCGUAGUAAAUCAACACGCCAAUGUCUUUGUAUUUAGUGAUAAUAAAUGUCCAGAUGGCAAGAAAAAAAUACAGUAAUUUUCUGUAAUGUUAGUUACAUUUUGUGCUUGCUUUGUAAAUAAAAUAAAAACUAGUUUUAAGAAUUAAUCAACAAACAGGGGCACUUCCAAAACUAUAGUAUAUAAUUUAUUGAACUAAUAAAUAAGAAUAGUACUAUCAACAUACUAAUGAGUUAAAAUACCUUAGCAGUAUAGACGUUUUAUUUCUUAAGAAGUAUUAUAGUUAGCUCAUGGACAUAAUAAUGUUAUUUAAACUACUGGCACAACGGUUAGCUGCGGCACAACCCUUUAUCUAUACGAGGCAAACUUGUUCAACGGGAAUUACUGCAACUCAAUCAGUUCAGUAAAUUAUUUACUAUUUAUCACGGUUUAACUAAGCUUGGACUGUAGUCAAACUAUUCACAAACUACUCUACGGGCAAAAUAUUAUGAAUUGCCCUAAAAUCAAAGUAUGUUUUACUAUGCAAUUAAGUGUGCUUUUAGCUUAAAAUAGAUCGUGAAAUUUUUUAACACAUUAUGUACAAAACCUUUAAGUAAAUGAAUUAAUGUAUUUAUAUAGUGAUGCUUGAUUAUCAUUCUUUUUUAAUUAACAGAUUUCUCUUUGGGCCAGGAAAUAAAAAUGUUUGAGAUACGACAAGCAGACAGCAACACUAAAUGCACUUCUGGUUUACUAAGCAACAUUGACCGGCUAUUCUUAAAUACGACUGUUAAAUUCAGAAAUGAGUUAAAGAAUAGCUCAAUUGUGAGAUUUGACAUUAGGCAAAAAAUCAGCAACGAAUACAAACUUGUAAGUUUUUUUAAUCUCUAAUCUAUUGAUAGAUAGUGGGUAAGAUAAUGCAAUUGCGCCCAUUGUAUAUUAGCUGAUUUAAAUGAGUUAAAAGUUGCCAUACAAAAAUAUUUAAAAAAACUUUUAAAACAUAGUUUGGAUCUGAAAUAGAAUUUUGUUUUAUUAAACUAAGCAAUUACAAUUAGAAGUACAAUUAUAAUAUUUAAAAAAAAUUAUUGUACAAUUAUUGUUAAUUUAUUCCCUAGUUAUUUUCUGUGGACGUUAAGUCAGAAUGUACAGAAAAUAAGAAGACUGGAAACUAUUAUCACUGUUCAAAAAUUUCUGAUGACGCAUAUAACAUAUCAAUAAAUUCAGAAGUGAUCCCACUUUUGAGUGAAGCCUCUAUAAGAGGUGUCAUAAAACAUUAUAAUCAAACUGAAAUUGCUAGUGAUCACCUGACAUUACCCAAAAUAGUUGGUAAGUAAUCUUGUAUUUUGCUACGUUUCUUUCUAUUUUAUUAUUGAUACAGUUUAUUCAAAAUAAAAAUAAUUUAAGAAAUAAUUUUAACAUUUACAAAUACAAAAUACAAAUUAUUUUAAUGACAGUGAUAAAUAAAUGCACAUUUUAAAUAUCUUAACUAUAGGCACCUAUAUUAUUUUUCGAAAAUUUAUUUAAUUAAUAAUAAAGAAGACAUGCCUUAUUGUUCUACGAAAAAUAUUCAACGUACGCCUAACCUCGCUUCUUAACUUUAUUUUAGUCAUUUAAUCAAAUAACUGAACCCAAAACGCCGAUGACCAAAUGACCUCUGGAUCAGGAUUUUGUUUAUAAAUAUUUAAGUUAUAGCGUUCUAUAUUAAUCACAUCUUUUGACCUGAUUUUUCUUCCAGAACCAACAGAUGUCACAGGACAAUUGACAAUAAAUGAAAAUAACAUUACCGACAAAACUUAUUGCAGCCUUGUUAUUGAUAAUGUUGAUUUAAUUAUAGAAUAUGUUUGUUUGGGUCAAGCAUCCCCUUGUUUAGUAGAAACAUCCUCCAAUGAUUCUACCAAGGUAGUAGUAGGGGCUAACCGAGCUGUCUUCAAAAGGUUUUUAUAUCAAGACAUCACGCUCAAAAUCAAAAUAAAAUAUGCACUCUGUCGACUUGACUUUGGAUAUAAUAAUGUGGAGUGUACUGUCACAAGACGUAAGUACCUUUAAUUGUUGUUUGUUAACAAAUCUAUUUUAUGUUAGCUGACAGAUUUAAACGAACAAAAUAAGACACUUUACUUAAGGGAUACUAUUUAAAUAUCCUGUUUAAAUCAUCCAAUAUUCAGACACUAUGAACAUUAGAAAGUGAAAUUAAGAUGCUUGGGAAAUCUUUUAAAAAAUGCAACUCAAUUUACAGCAUCCUCAAAAUACUUUUUGAAAAUGAUUUUUGGAGGUAAAAAUGUUUGCUAUCCUUUUUUUAUAGGCUCAAUUUACACACAGACUAGGCAACACUUAAUAAUUAUAAGCCAAUUUUCCAUUAAUUGUUCUUAAUUUAAAAAAAAAAACAGGUGGUCAGCAUCAGAAAAUAUUUAUUCUAAUACUUCUAAUAACUGGAAUACCAACAGCACAAGUUUUGUUGUUUGCGAUUUACAGGUAAUUGAUAGUUCAUCGAUUAUCUAAUUACUUAAUUAUCUGCAUAUCUCCAUUUGUUGCUUGCCUGUCUGUCUUUUCUUUACUUAAACCUUUGCACUCAUUAAUCCAAACAUUUGGUAAACAACCCAUCCAGUCAUGCAACUAUUUAUCAAUCCAUCUAAAAGCUGAAUGUGUCGAAUUCUUAAUUUAAGUUUUCCAUUGUCUUGAUAAAAAAACAAUCUACAAAUUGUUAUUUCUUUUAUUUUUUUUGUUUUAUUUAUUAAAUAUAAAAAAUCUGAAUGUAUUUUUUUUUUUUUAAUUUAAAAGUUUAUUUUCACAGCGUCUUUAAAGUAAACACAAACAAGAGGAGAUCAGGUAAAUUCGAGUUUUUUUUUUCCUCAGAUGUUUCAUAUCGAUUCUUACCAACUUCCCAAAAACAUGAAAAUUCAUUAAUGUUUAUUUAGUAUAAUUUGAGAACCCUUAUAUUUUCACAUAUUUAUUUUAAGUUUUAAUAGAAUGAUGCAAAAUGUUUAAGUUUUAGUAGUUCGUGAAUAAUAAUAAUAAUAAUAAUACUAAAGUUAAUUUAAAAAAUAAACUUCAUCCCCAAAGGCUCGAAGCGCGGUACAAAAUCAACAAAAAACAAAUCUAUAAUUUACCACAUUUAAAACAAACGCAACACUGCAAAAACUAAUUACAAGCAUACAAUGACAAAGCCUUUCUUGCCAUUUCAAACAUAAGCAACUCAGCUAAUAUGCAUUAAAUGGAAGAUAUGGUAGACAAUCAUCCCAGAAGGUGUUUGCGAAAUAGAUGUGUCUUUAAAUCGGUUUUAAAGGACUCCAGUGUCUGGUUGUUUCUGAGAUCGAGUGGAAGGGCGUUCCAAAUUGUUGGACCAGCAAACGCGAAAGUGCGCUUUCCGUAAGUCUCAAGGCAAACACGUGGUGUCGAGAGUUUGCCACUAUCGGAUGAGCGGAGCUCUCUAGUGGGUACAUAAGGCGUCAGCAGCUCUUUCAGAUAGGACGGCGCCAGGUCAUGUAAGCAGCGGUAGCACAAAGUUGCGAUUUUGUACUCUAUGCGAGCACGCACCGGCAGCCAGUACAACUCUCUCAGAAGUGUUUUUGCAUUGCCCUUCAAAAUAUACAAGCAAAAUUAUCUCCCAGCAAGUGAAUUUUAAAAAAAUCCGUUUUAUCUAAAUAGUUUUCAUUGUUCGAUUACCUGACACGUUUUGAUAUUAGUUGAAAUUAAAAGAAGGGAAAAAAAAACACACUCACAUGACUUUAAACAUGUUAUAUAUUGUAUUUUAAAAGAAAAAAGUAAACAACGCACAUUCAAUCCCUUGGCGUCUUAUGCCAUAAUAGGGAGGCUUCGGUCACGGUCUGAUUUAUUUGAUGCAGUAGUUAGACGCAGGUUCUGCCCUACUAAAGACCUAUCUAUGAGCUGUCAUAUGGUUCUUUUGCAACAUACCAUCUAAUCUUAUUUAAAUACGCAUUUCCACAACAAUGGCAUAUACGUAUGUUAAAUCCAAUAUUAUAAUCAUUUAUGCUAUCUUCCUUCCAUAGCAUCGAGUAAAAACGAUAAUGCGGAAGCAGAGCUCCUAAAUCUAACAGGUAAUGUAUACAUACAUAUGUUACAAACAAAUAUAUGUAUUUAUAGAUGCAAAUAUAUGCAUGUUUCACUACGGGGUGGUGGAAUGUGGUAAAUUACCUUUAAUUUAUAAAUGUAUGAAUGAGAUGUAGACCACACAAAAAUAAAAAAAAAACAAAAAACAGCUUAUUGCGGGAGGAAAAUAGUGUGGUGAAUAUGCCAGUGCUUCAGUGUGGGGGUUAUUUGUCGGUAGAGAUAAUGACAUUUAAUUGAAUGAUUAAACAAAAUUCGCAUAUUGUUGUAUGUAGUAUUUCCAUUUGCUUUAGUUAGGGAUAUAGCAUAAAAAGUUACAACUGACUAAGGUAGAACUAAUCUGAUGGUGGGUAUAGGAAGUCGUUUAUUUGAAGUUGCAAGUCAUUGUUCAUGAUUUUGUAUUUGUGUUACAUAAACAUCUCGUCUCCUGGGAAGGCUAUAUUGAUGGAAAGCAUGCUUGCUCUUAUCUACCGUUUACUGUGAACCCUUGCUUUUAUAUUUGGCUAUGUUUUAUUAAUUUGUAUUUUACGUAACAACGUAGCCUUCCAUAGAAGUUAUUCUAUCUAUCCCCAAAUAAGUUUUCAUUCACUACUGACUACCUACUCAUCUAGCUCUGCAAGCCAUCGUUAAUCAUGUCGUAUUUAUGGUACACAACAGUUUCGUCUUCUGUGAUAGUUUACCCUGAUGGAAAACAUAUGUACACAACAUCUUCCACUUAAACCUCAAACCAAACUUUCUACUAUCAAAACAAUUGUAUCCUCAAAAUUCAACAAACUCAUAUAUAUAUGGUUUUCUUUUCUUGCGACUUUAAACACUAUUAUUUUGUGUGAAUCAUACUGAGGAGCGAUUAAAAACAACAAUAUUACAUAAAGUGUAUGCCAUUAUGAUACAGAUUUAGAGUUAUUACAUAUGAUAAAUGUGUUAAUUUUAUUUUUUUGUUAAAGGAGGAGAAUCAAGGAACAUGAACUUUAAUGUGAGUAAUAUAUUUUAAAAGGCCGUAUGUUUUUAACAUGCAACAUGUUAAGCAAAAUAAAACAAUCAUUCAGAUAUUUUUGCCAUUUAAUGGAUGUUGUUUGGCUUGCUAAGAAAAAAAAGACACAAACAAUUUUGGAAAAUAUAUAAACGGCUUUUUCAAUCUUAUUAAUUUUACUUUUAUCAUAAAAAAUAAUUCUAAAUAUAAUUGGAUACAUUAAAAUUAUUUUUUUAUGUAAGAAUUAAGGCAAGCUGAAAUAUGACGGCUCUUAAGCAUUCACUUAUUUUUAAGUGUUUUUGUGGGAAAAUUCGAAAUGAGUAUUGUAUCAUGAAUCCAAUCCCUGUUCACUUGGCAUUAACUCCUUAGCAUCUUUGAUACUUAUUUUUUUUUUCAAUGACAUGUAUGAAAAAUUACUUCUAGAAAAUUGUAAAUUUUUUUUUUUUUUUUUUUUUAAACUCAUUAUAAAAUUUUUUUAAAAUUAAAAUCGUCGAAGCCCCGUAUUAUUUUUUUUUUUAAUGAUAUGUAUGAAAAAUUACUUCUAGAAAAUUGUAAAUUUUUUUUUUUUUUUUUUUUUAAACUCAUUAUAAAAUUGUAUUAAAAUUCAAAUCGUCGAAGCCCCGUAUACACUGCUCAUUUCUAUAAAUUUCUGUCUAUGCAGUGAUGGCUUGGCAGAUAUUAAAAAGUUUCCCCGAAUCCAAUGUUCAUAUAUAUCUGUAAAAUACAAAUGGAAGUUACUUGGAAUGAGACGCAUUUUAGCGUUAUCAUGACACAAAGAUACGCUUUCUAUCAAUUAUGGAAAAAAAGUUAUUAAUGAUGAAUUUACUCCCCCAAUAUUUAGCUUUGUUGUUCAUUGCUAUAAACUGUGAUCGAAUUAUUACUCUUUUUGUACCAGUUUUUUUUUUUUUUUUUUUUUUUUUUUUUUUUUUUUUUUUUUUUUUUUCUUUUUUUUUUUUUUUUUUUUUUUUUUUUUUUUUGGUUAAUGUUAGAGGGCUAAAAACUGAAGGAUAUAUUUUAGUCAAGUUAUUCACUUAAUAAAUUGAAUCAAUUGUUAAUAAAUUUAGCAUUUAUAAAAAUGAUCACGCAAGCAAAAGUUGUUAUUAAAAACAAUUGUCAAACAAACUUAAUUUUACCCAUCCCUAAAAAAAAUAACAAAAAUAACAGAACUAUUAAGGACAUAAAGCCUUUAAUAUACAUUUGAUAUUACAAAAAGAUCAUUCCAGUCAUUAUUUUCGUGAAUGACAGUUUUCUUUGAAUUAAAUGAAGACUCCCGACUGCUCCACACAAAUAAUCCCCCCCCCCCCCCCCACACCACCCCCACACCCCAAUCCAGUAGCACAUGAGCACAAAAAAAUAAAAGAAUUGAUCUACCGCAUCUUGAAAGCCAAUGUCAAAGGUGGUCAAGGUAUAAAUUAUAUCCGUUAGGAAUUAGUUCAUUUACAAUGAUGCCCAACAUCCAAUUUGUACAGGUGAAGGCAGCACCUUCUAAGGAAUCUGUCUGUUUUUUAUUUUAGUUGUACUGUACAUGUGUGGUACAUAUUAUAUAUAUAUUGCAACUGUAAGUAAAAAAAUGAUUUAUUCUAUUCUUAUAUAUUUUUUAUUCUUCUUCUUCAGGCAUCAACUUUUUGUCUUGCAAUAAACGAAACUUCUGAAACGAAUAACAAAAAAAAUAACAUUUUGGAAAAGAAAAUGCAGGAAAUGUCUGACGCUGUAUUUCAAGCUUCUGAAAAUGGCCAUGCAGACACAGUAGAAAUGCUUAUAAGCAAUGGAGCUGAGGUAAACCUGAAAAAUGCUAAUGGUUUUACCAGCUUGAUGCUAGCAUCUCUAAAUGGACAUUGUAAUGUUGCUGAAAUUCUUUUGAAAAAUCGUGCAAAUGUUAAUACAACCAAAGACGAUGGGGUAACCGCCUUAAUGUUAGCAUCACAAAGUGGACAUUUUAACAUUGCUAUAAUGCUUAUGGAAAACAAAGCCGAUAUUAAAAUGAGAGACAGGAAAGGUAUGACAUCUCUUAUGUAUGCUUUAAAACAUAAACAUAUAGACAUUAUUCAAGUUCUUGUUGAACGUGGAGCUGAUUGGAACGAUAAAACAGUUGAUCAAAUAACAGCUUUGAUUUUGGCUUCAGAAAGUGGACGUACUGAUAUUGUAGAAAAGAUAAUAAAAAACGGAGCUAAAAUUGAUGAAAAAGAUAAACGUGGUAUGAGCCCAUUACUGUAUGCUCUAAAAAAUAAACAUUCUCUUACAGCAAAAACAUUAAUAAAACACGGAGCUAACACAAAUGAUAUUGACAAGGAAGGUAAGACAGCCCUAAUGUAUGCUGCACAAAAUGGAUUGAAUGAUGUAGCUGAAAUAAUUAUUGAACACAACGCAAAUAUAAAGAAUAAAAACAUAUUUGGAACAAAUGCAUUGAUGUUUGCAUCCCAAUGGGGUCACACGACUAUUGUUGAAUUGCUGAUAGAAAAAGGAGCUGAUGUACAGGAUACAAAUAAAGACAGUAUGACGGCCUUAAUGUUUGCUUCCCAAAACGGUCACACUAAAACAGUUCAAAUUCUUAUUAAGAAGCAAACUGUUAAAAAAGAUACAAAUAGUGAAGGAGACGAUGAUGAAAAUAUAAAUUUAAUAAAAGGCUCCAAUAUAGACGAAAAAAACGUGUAUGGUCGCACUGCUUUAAUGUUGGCGUCCUUAAAUGGACACACUAAAACUGUUGAUACUCUAAUAAAAUUCGAUGCUAAUGUUAAUGACUCUGACACCGAAGGAUUUACAUCGUUAAUGCUUGCAUCACGAAACAGACAUUUGGAUGCUGCACUAAAACUUAUAGAAGCUGGGGCUAAAGUAAACUCUACCGAUACAGUAGGUAGGACUGCUUUAAUGCAUAGCUCUCGAAAUGGCUACACGGAAGUUGUUCAACUGCUUUACGAAAAUAGUGGGGAUAUUAAUAUAUUAAACAAAGACGGAAUGACUGCUUUAAUGUAUUCAUUAAAACAUAAUCAUCAAGAAACUGCUGACUUGCUUCUAACAAAUGGAGCUAAGGUUAAACAAAGAAGUUUUCCAAAUUAUGUUAGUCUACAAAACAAGGAUGGUUGGACCUGUUUAAUGUUUGCAUCAGAAAAAGGACUAACGUCAACAGUGGAAACUAUUAUUGCAAUGGGAGCAAGCGUUAAUGAUAUAAACAACAUAGGUCGAAAUGCAUUUAUGUAUGCAUGUGAAAACGGACAAACAGAGACGGCAGUUGUGCUUUUAAAAAAGGGCUCUUAUAUUAAUGCAAAAGAUGAUGAAGGUGUUAGCGCUUUAAUGAUGGCUUCAAUACGUGGACAUGCAGAGACUUGCAGUUGGCUUACUAAAAAUAAUGCUAAUAUUCAAGAUAAAGAUAAAAGUGGCAAAACUUCGUUAAUGUAUGCACUAGAAAAAAAGAGAGAAGAGAUUGUUGACAUUCUGAUAGACUGUGGAGUUAGUGGUAACGAGAAAGAUCAAAAUGGGAUGAACGCUUUAAUGCACGAAACAUAAAAUAUGCAUUUUGAAAAUGUCAAAAAGUUAAUUAGAAAUAAAGCCGAUGUUAAUGCAGAAAAUCUUUUAGGACAAACAGCUUUGAUAUUAGCGUCACAAAAUGGCUACCAAGAAAUAGUAGACAUUCUUGCAGAAAAUAGUGGGGAUGUUAAUAAGAAAGACAAACAAGCACAUACAGCUUUAUUGUAUGCAAUGCAAAAUAACCACCUGGAAACGGCUCAUUAUCUUAUAUUUAAAGGAGCCAAUUGCAAGGAAAAAGACAAAAAUGGUUCUACUUUAUUAAUGUUGGCAUCAAAAAGUGGACACUUAUUUACAGUCGAACUGCUUAUGAAAAACGGUGUAAACCAUAAAGACACAAAUAAUUUGGGUAAAAAUGCUUUAAUGUUGGCGUGUGAAAAUGGACACACGGAGAUGGCUGAAAUGCUCAUCAACACAGGAAUAAAUAUUAAUGAUACCGAUAAAAAUGGUUGUAACGCGUUGAUGUUUGCCGGUGACAAUGGACAUACUGAGACGGCGACAAUGCUUUUAAGUAGAGGAGCCGAUACAGAGGUAAAAGAUAAAAAUGGCUUGACAGCAUUAAUGCAUGCAUCACAAAAUGGACACACUGCUACUGCUCAACUGUUUAUAGACAACAGAAAAGGCUUGAAGGUUAAGAGUUUUAUUUGAACACUGUAUGGUGGCAAAGUAACAAAAAUAGUUUAUGUAAUGGAUGGAAAGGAUUGGAGUUUGCUCAAACUCAUUGAAGAAAAAAAAGUGCUUUACGCUUUUGAUAUAUAAUAAUUAUGUACUGCUAUUUUAAUAUGUGAUGCCGGUACGUUGAGACUUUUCAUAUACAACUCUUGAUAUAUGUGUUUUUGUUAAAAGGAUAUUUUUUUGCAACUCCUUUCAGUUAUUACGUAAGCAUGUUCAUGUAUCGUAACUAUUUGAUAUAGUUUAAGUAAAUACAUUUUAAAAGGUAAAAUUGCACUUGUUAUUUCUAAAUUUUCAAUGAUAUUAAAGCUUUUUCUAGCUGAUCCAUCCCAUUGGAUCCGACUCUCAGCUAUAUAUCCAAAGCUAGCCAUCACCUUUCUAUCUAUCUCUUUUUGUUCUCAUUCUCACUCUCAUGUCCCUUUGUUCUUUCCUCUUCAUUCACGCAACUGUUGAACAAAGCAACGAUAAUCACAACUUUGAGUAAAAGCCUGCCUAUCAAUAAUGAUAUCAAUGAGCAAACCACUUCCAACCAACUACUCUUAACAUCAAAACCCAAUCAUGCAUUGCACAUCAUCUACACUCCUACACUGAACAACAAUAACACAUUAAACGUCUUUUACGCACUGGCUUCUAAUAUGAGAAAUUAAUCUCCUAUUUUAAUUUUAUUGGUUCGUUGUAAACAGUGCCUAAUAAAGGACGAUACCAUAGAGUCAACAAUAUUAAAGAUACGACGCCCAAAACAGUUGCCAGUCACAAUUAAUUAAGAUUUAUUAAGUAUUAAUACAAUAACAAAACAUAAGAAAUAUCAUUAUAAAUCAUCAACUUACAGUAUGGUAGACCUUGUACUGGUACACAGUUAACACA
Lymnaea stagnalis (great pond snail) is the source of this 17239-nucleotide messenger RNA. The record is from the annotation of a GenBank genome assembly. NCBI's taxonomy places the organism in Eukaryota, Metazoa, Mollusca, Gastropoda, Lymnaeidae.